Molecule: messenger RNA, 7511 nt
Organism: Neodiprion virginianus
Lineage: Eukaryota; Metazoa; Arthropoda; Insecta; Hymenoptera; Diprionidae
Gene: sli
Product: protein slit
Exons: 31
Coding region: 1395-5903 (1502 amino acids)
Biological process (GO): axon guidance
Molecular function (GO): Roundabout binding; calcium ion binding; heparin binding
Source: RefSeq, a predicted model, not a curated record
UGAGCGCGAGUCUCCGAAGAGUUCGGUCGCACUUCGUUUGGACCAUCUCAGAAUCACCGUGGUCGACAAAAGUUGCCCGAGCAGCAGUGACGAUCCGAUAAUUUCGAAUACAUUCGAAUAAUAGUCGAGAUUUUUCGCGGAGCGAUCGGAUCGGAUCAUCGUAGUGCGGUUGCGUAGCGAAUUUCGUAAUAAGGAGUAAAUGGUAAAUCGAUUUUACAGCCGAGUGUUUUUUACGCGAUAAUUUACACGGCUUGAUAUUACGACGCGUAUGUAACAUGUGGUUUAUGUUGUGAUUGUGUUUUCGGUAAAAGUGCGCGUGCGGAGUUUUUAUUUCUUUCUUUGACUCUUCGACGUAAUUUCGUUUGUUCGGAUAUUUCGUUUACCGUUCGUCGUAGUUGUCAGGACUUAUCUGGGUAAAUACUUGCCGUACGUUUAUGCGAUCGUUUUGUUCGUCGCCGAUAUUUGUCGACCGCUGCACUGCAAGAUCGAAUGGUGAUGCGGUUGUUCAGUUUGCACUUCCGUAAGAUCCGCACGGUUGAAUCCUGCAACGACGAGUCAAUCUGAGGUCCGACAAAUUGGCGGUAAAGAGUCUGGUCCCGAUAUCGGAGUUCGGAAGCUUGAGAUCGGCGUAGUAAAUAUCCCGAGUCCGAGCGAAAAUUACACCCCGGAGUAGCGAGAGUAAUUGUUGCGGUGAAUAGAUGACCGUACCUGAUCGAUCCCUCGGGACAAGCAGAACGAUCGCGAAGAAGCGGCGUACCCCCGGGGGGCGCGCAAGCUCGUCGACGGAGCGGUAGGCAUCCAGCAUCAAGAUAAGGGCGUCGAAGCUCCGCAAAGAUGAACGGGGUCAGGCUGGCUCGCUAGUCGUGGAUCAGCAGAGCCGCGCCGUUCCUGAAGCCGUCCCGAUAUCCUCGAGCAGGCCUCCUGGCCGCAAGGGGGGGCCCGAAUUCGCCGUAGGCCCCGAGCCUCCUUCCGGGGAGGAAAACGGCCCGAAGCGCACCUCGAAACUUUCGUCGUCCCCAUCCUCUUCCGCGGGGGCCGUCAGCCGUGCCGAAUCCUUGGCCGUGGGCGACGUCGAGUCUUCGAGAUUCCGCAGCCCCGAGGUCCAGAGGAAGACGUCUCGCAUCGGGCAGAAGACUUCGGACCGUCCCUGCUGCAGGCGCACCGUCGUCGAGAGGUUCCAGGCCAGUCGAGAUCGAACCGGUAGCGUUAUCCUGGGAAACCGCCGGCUACAGACGAGAGUCACGUUGAACCAUCGGGUGGAGGUCGCCCAUCCUCCCGUUGCGAGUCCGCUGGAGGAGGAGGAGAGCAUCCUCCCAAAGCGGAAGGAGAAACUGGUCGAUAUCCUUGAGGGAUCGAACCGCACCGUCAAGAGUAUAAACAAGAAGAUACUCGGCAUGGCGCGAGAAAUGACACCGUCUUGGUCCCUCCGGCUUCUCGGGGUCAGUUGCGGCUCCGUGGUCUGUGCUUGGGGACUCUUGUUGAUAUUCUCGACCCUCGGAGGCGCGUCGCCGGACUCGAGUGUCGGGAACUUUGGUAUUAGGAAUCUGGGGAGUCAGAUCGAGGAGGCCGAGGGCGCGAGGUGUCCUUGGGCCUGCAACUGCGGAGGACAGGAGGUCGACUGCGCUCAUCGGGCCUUGACGCAAGUUCCUGGGGACCUGGCGGCGCCUCUUCUCGCCGAAAAAUUGGAUCUUCAGGGCAACAACAUUUCCGUAAUAUUCAAAACCGACUUCGAAGACAUGGCCACGCUGCAUGUACUGCAACUUUCCAGUAACCAAAUACACACCAUCGAACGAGGAUCUUUCCAGGAUCUCGUCGGCGUCGAGAAACUCCGGCUUAACAACAACCAGAUACGAUAUUUGCCAGACCUUCUCUUCAGCAACAUGAUGAACCUCAAACGCUUGGACCUGAGCCACAAUCAAAUCGCGAUGCUUGGACCGAAGACUUUGAGAGGAGUUUCAGCCCUCAAGCACUUGCUUCUGGAUAACAAUGUGCUGACCUGUAUCGACGAGGCGUCCAUUAGAGAACUUAAGGACUUAGAAAUACUAACGUUGAACAACAACAAACUGGUGACCCUCGGUAAAGAAAUGCUGUCGGGAUUGAGUCGACUGCGAACAUUGCGCCUCGGGGAAAAUUCUUUAGCCUGUGAUUGUCAUCUGGCCUGGAUGGCCAGACACUUGCGAAACUACCCUCGCCUGGGUCAACACACCCGCUGUGCGAGUCCUGCGAAUUUAAAGGGGCACAGCCUGGCUGACCUGCAGGAACACGAGUUCAAGUGUCCGGGGUUGGUGGAACGCGCCAAUUCGGAAUGCAGCGCCGAACCUCAGUGCCCACAUCCCUGUGGAUGUUCCAACGGUAUAGUUGACUGCAGGGAAAAAUCUCUUACCAAAGUUCCCACUCAUUUGCCCGAGGACACUACCGAAUUACGUCUGGAACAAAACGACAUCACGGAGAUACCGUCUAAGGCCUUCUCACCGUACAGAAAAUUGAUACGAAUUGACUUGAGCAACAAUAAAAUUAGGAAACUGGCCGCAGACGCAUUCCAUGGAUUGAAGGCACUUGAGUCGCUGGUUCUUUACGGCAACAAGAUAUCCGAGCUUCCGGGAGGACUGUUUCAAGGACUCACAAAUCUGCAGCUCCUGUUGCUCAACUCGAACGAGAUAUCGUGCAUCCGAACGGACCUCUUCAAGGAUUUGACGAGCCUGACCUUGCUGUCCUUGUAUUCGAACAAGAUAAAGUCCCUGGCAAAUGGAACGUUUGCGAACCUAAAAAGCUUCAAGACACUACAUCUGGCUCGCAACCCAAUCAUCUGUGACUGUAAUUUGCGCUGGUUAAACAUCUACCUCCAAGCUCAUCCCGUCGAGACGUCGGGGGCGAGGUGCGAGGCACCCAAGCGAAUAUACCGUCGCAAAAUUGAUGCCUUGCGCGACGACAAGUUCAAAUGUAAGGGUGACGAAGAACUCCUGACAAAACGAGCUGGUGAAUGCGUCUUACCAGGCUCUUGUCCCUCACCCUGUACAUGUAACGGAGCUACAGUCGAUUGCUCCGAUAAGAAGCUCACAACGAUUCCAAAGGAUAUCCCUAUUUACACUUCCACAUUGUUACUUGGGAACAAUGAUUUGGAUAAAAUCAAGGCGGACGGAAUUUUCGAGAAAUUACCAGAGCUGCAGCAUUUGGAUUUGAGGAGAAACAAAAUAUCCCGUAUCGAAGCUUCGGCCUUCAAAGGGUCUAACAAACUUACAGAUUUGCUGCUGUCCGAAAACAGAUUGAGAGAAGUUCACAACAAGAUGUUCACCGGUCUGAGCAAUUUGAAAACACUAAAUCUUCACGGAAAUGCGAUCACUUGCGUGAUGCCCGGAUCGUUUGACAGCUUAGUACGCGUUCAUACGAUUGACCUUCAAGGAAAUCCCCUGUCGUGCAAUUGCCACUUAUCGUGGUUUGCCGAAUGGCUCAGAGGGCGAGAUCUUCAGGGCAUAACCGGCCGGUGUCACGAUCCUCCAAGAUUGAAAGACGCGAUCAUCAAGGACAUACCUCAACACGAGUUCAAGUGCAACAGUGACAGCAUCGGGUGCCUUGGCGAUGAAUAUUGCCCCCCUCAAUGCCACUGCGCUGGAUCAGUUGUCAGAUGUUCGAGAUCACAUUUGACCGAAAUACCACGUGGAAUUCCACCGGAAACUACCGAACUUUACUUGGAUGUGAACGACAUUAAGACCAUUCAAAUUGAAAGGCUGAACCAUCUCAGAGCGCUGACAAGGCUAGACCUGAGCAACAAUCAAAUAGGCAUGUUAUCCAACGACACGUUCAGGAAUCUGACGAAACUUUCAACGCUAAUCAUAAGUUACAACAAACUGCAGUGUGUGCAGCGCAACGCUCUUGCAGGACUUAAAUCCCUCCGAAUAAUCUCUCUCCACGGUAACGAUAUCUCGCUUAUUUCCGAGGGAGCCUUCGAGGAUUUAAAGUCCAUCACCCACCUGGCACUUGGGUCAAAUCCACUCUACUGCGACUGCAGCAUGAGAUGGUUAGCCGAUUGGGUGAAAAAGGAUUACGUCGAGCCGGGUAUCGCUCGAUGCAUGGAUCCACCCAGUAUGAAAGAUAAAUUGCUUCUGUCAACACCAGCAUCCGCCUUCCAAUGUAAAACAAAACAGCAGCCAGCCGAGGUCCUGGCCAAGUGCGACAUGUGCUACACGGCCCCUUGUCAGAACGGAGGUUUCUGCGAAACGCUACCCGAUAGAGAAUUUCGUUGUAAGUGCGCACCAGGAUAUCACGGGGACAGGUGUCAGUAUAAAAUUGACGCGUGCUAUGGAAAUCCUUGCCGGAACUCCGGAACUUGCAAAGUACUGGAGGAAGGAAGAUUCAGUUGCGACUGCACCUCCGGUUACGGGGGCCUCAGAUGUGAGAACAACAUCGACGACUGCGUGGGAAACAAAUGUUCGAACAACUCGACCUGCGUGGACCUGGUUCAGGCCUACAGAUGCCAAUGCACCGCGGGCUUCAUGGGAGAAUACUGUCAAGAGAAAAUUCCAUUCUGCACAAAAGGACACGACCCCUGUGAGAACGGAGGUCGAUGCGUCGACCACCAAACCCACUACAGCUGCGAGUGCCCACUCGGAUUCUCGGGCUUUAACUGCUCAAACAAUCUGGAUGAUUGCGCUAAUCAUCUGUGCCAGAAUGGUGCAACCUGCAUCGACGGCAUAAACAAUUACGAAUGUAAGUGCGCGGGGGAGUUUGAAGGGAGGUAUUGCGAAGUGGCGCCGGCAAUCGCCAUGCUCUAUCCUCAAACGAGUCCUUGUGCUCAUCACGAUUGCCUUCACGGUGUCUGUUUUCAACCCUCCCCUGCCUCCACCGCGGACUACCUCUGCCAGUGCCAUCCCGGUUAUACUGGAAAACGAUGCGAGUACCUGACAAGUCUGAGCUUUGUGGAUAACAGCUCGCUGGUCGAGCUUGAGCCACUUCGCACAAGGCCUGAAGCCAACGUGACCAUAGUGUUCACCACGACUAACGAGAAUGGAGUUCUGCUUUACGACGGACAGAAUGGGGAACACAUUGCUGUUGAAUUGUACAACGGCCGUGUCAGAGUGUCAUACGAUGUCGGUAACUACCCGACCUCAACAAUGUACAGCUACGAAAUGGUGUCUGAUGGAAAACCGCACAAGGCCGAGUUGUUGGCUAUUAAAAAGAACUUUACUAUGAGCGUCGACAGCGGAACUGCCAGGAGCAUCAUCAACGAGGGACCAAGGGACUAUCUGAAGCUGACCACGUCCAUGUUCAUUGGUGGUGUUCCUCCAGAGACUGCCGGCGUCGCAUUCACCGAGUUCCAUUUGAGAAACACGACUAGUUUCCAAGGCUGUAUAUCGGAAAUGUGGAUCAACCACAAACUCGUUGACUUUAGCAACGCAGUAAAGAUAAACAAGGUUACACCAGGCUGCAUUUCUGGCGAAGAAGAGGCUGAUGAGGCGAGUAGCACCGAUACUAGAGACAUCAUCAGUAGUAGCGAAGAGACUAACGAACAAAUUAGUCGUGAGCAUUCUGACAUAGCCGUAUCAGCACCAGGCACAGGAGUGAGCGAUCUAUGCGCAGGACACGAGUGUAAAAAAGGAUCGCAGUGUGUUCCAAAUCCGUUUUUAAACGGAUACACUUGCAAAUGCCAAGCAGGGUGGCAGGGAUUAUUUUGCGAAAAAGCACCAACAUGUCGCAAAGAACACACUCGAGAAUAUUACAGCGAAAAUGGAUGUCGCAGCCGACGGCCGGUAAAAUUAGCCAAGUGUUGGGGAAGCUGCGGCAACUCCUGCUGCCGACCGCGUAAAACCAAGAGACGCAAGGUCCGUCUAAUUUGCACUGAUGGUACACGGUACACGAAGGACGUGGACCUAGUGCGCAAGUGUGCAUGCACACGGAAGUGCUACUAGGCACAACGCACAUCUCACGCACUAAUAUUGACCACUUAAAUACAAAAAAGGUACACAAUGCAACCUCUGACUCCAAGUUUGAAAGCAAAUAGCUACAGCAACCAAGAUAAUUAAUAAUAAAUAAAUCAAUAAAGUGAAUCAGUGAAGAAGUGCGGGGUACACUAGAUGGACACACAGCUGGCUCAGUGUGAUAAUAUGUAUUAUUGAAUAUAUUAUACGCAUAAACUAUAUACGUACUGUAUUAAAUUUUGGGUGUAAUAAGUAACGAACACGUGGACUAAUUUAAAAGGUAAAAGAAAAAUAAAUAAAUAAAUAAACAGGAACAGAAGAAGAACAAACUUGAUCUGUUUUGACAGAUAUACAGGUAUAUACAUAGUAUUUCAAAUUAUAUAUAAAAUUAACGCAUGUACACGUAGAAACUGUGUGCGUAACGAAAUGUAAUUGUAAUUCCCACGAAAUAUCCCUCAUACGCAAACGAUCAGUUCUCUCACGAUGAUGUUGCAAUGUAUACUGUAUGGCAGACUGUAAAGUGUGAACAAAUUUCAAAUUCUUCUUGAUUUUUAAAUUAUUAUAGGAAUUACGUUCCCAAGAUUUUUAAUUCUCAUAUUAUACAUAGAUAUUAUACAAAUAUAAAAUAUAAAUGCUGCGUUGGGCGUAAAUAAUAAUCGAAUAGACAAUUUUUGAUAAGAUUUCAUCAAUAUUUAUAUUAUAUACAAUAGCUCGUACGGUUAUUACGUAGUUGUGCUAAAUGAAAAAAAUUAAUUUAUAGACCAGUGGCAGAGCUGGCUAUAUAAUAUCGAGGUGUUUGUAAACAAGUAUAUUUUAUCUAUUUGAAACUAUAGUAUCGGAGUAAGAAAAUAAUAAUUAUGAUAAUCAUUGGUAUAUAUGUAAUUAAUUUACGUACAACAGUUCUUACACACGGACACAUCCUCUUCAAAGAUCAGUAUACCUAUAAAAUAAUAAAUAUGUUAUGUAAAUUAAAAGUCCGUAAGACCGCGUGACGCCAAAUUUUAUACAUUGUAUUACACGCAAGUAUAUAAUUAAAGUAUUUAUUUCAAAUUUAAACACUGCAAACAUUUUUUUCUGUAAACACUCGAAAUCGUAACAAAUAGUCUGAAGACUGAAACGCUAUGAUUCUCGAAAAAAAUUAAUGUCUGUUCGUACAUCUUUACAUCAUGAAUCAAAAUUGGAUCUUCGGAACAAAUUAAUGACAAAGUAAAAAAUAUAUAUACAUAUAUAAAUAUGAAUAUAAGAGACUCGAUCUUCUGCUAGCGAAAUACUUUAUCAAUUAUACCGGUGAAUAUUAAGCCACCUAACAAAGAAAAAUUUUCAGGCGAAUGAUCUUUUCUAAUGUGCAGUUUUAUAGGACUGGAAAUUAUUUUUGAAAGAGCAGAAGUUUGUCGUUCUUCACUUUGGUUUUUCCUCAAUACUUAGUACAUGUAUUAGUAGUUGAUGAAGCAUUUUGAUAGCGAUAAGAUAUCCCUUGUAAUUAUACUAUGCUGUAACUUGUAAGGUAUGAAUAAUUUUCAUGGCUUGCCAUUCCAUUGCAUAUAUUUAUACAUGAUAUUUUAGAAUUUCAAUUACUGUAAUAAAAGAACUGAUAAUUAA